AUUCUCUUAGGAAGCAUUUCCGGUGGAUCGUAGCCAUCUUUGCCCGUUGGUGAGCCUGCCUCAUAACUUUUUCAUUUAAAACAGGGAUAUAUUUAUAUUGACACCGAUAUUCCAGAAUGAGCAGUCGGGACGAGCUAGUGCAAUGGGCAAAGUUUUCCGAACAGGCAGAGAGAUUCGAAGAUAUGGCAGAAGCCAUGAAAAAAGUCACAGAAAGUUUAGCAUCAUCCGACAAUAAAGAGCUGACAUCAGACGAAAGGAACCUUCUUUCCGUGGCUUACAAAAAUGUCGUAGGUUCCCGAAGAUCCUCAUGGCGAAUGAUCUCCAUGAUGGAGACAAAAAUAGAAUCUAAUCCAGCAAAGCUUGCCCUAGCCAUAAAGUUUAGACAAAAAAUCGAGCAGGAACUGGAGAAGAUUUGCUUAGAAGUUUUGGAAUUGCUGGAAAAACAUCUCUUAGUAAAUGUAACAUCAAUCGACAGCAAAGUGUUCUUUCUGAAAAUGCAAGGGGAUUAUCAGCGAUAUAGAGCAGAAUAUGCUGAUGACAGCUCCAGGAAUGCCGUCAUUGAUGAAGCACAAAAGUCGUAUCAACUAGCAUAUGAUACGGCUAAAUCCAACAUGAACCCAACCCAUCCAAACCGACUAGGAUUAGCUCUCAACUUUUCCGUAUUUUACUAUGAGAUUAAAAACAAUCCUGAGCAGGCUUGCCAUUUAGCCCAACAAGCUUUCGAUGAUGCAAUAGCCGAACUUGACACACUAGAUGAAGAAAUGUACAAAGACAGUACACUUAUCAUGCAGCUUCUUCGAGACAAUUUAAACCUCUGGACCUCUGAUGCUCAGCAGGAAGGAAGAGGGGAAAACACAGAAAACUAAGAAUGUGUGUUAUUAGUAAAAGUCAUUUUGAAUUUACACCUUAUGAAACUAGUCGUUUUAAAAUGCUCUGGCAGUAAAUUAUUUAUAUUAUGAUAUAAUAAUGUUGGCAUACUUUUAGCUUUGUCAGUUAAACUCCAAUUUACCAUCAUGUUCCAUUUUACAUGGUAAUAGAACUUCAUGUUAUAUUCACUGUUUGAUCAUAGACAUGAAAUGCUUUAAUCUUAAAAACCAAACAAAUAAAUCUCUUAAGAUAUUUUAUUAUAUGUAUGCUGAUGUUGUUAUUUUUUUCUUCUUUAUUUGUCUCUUGACAUAUCUUUUCAAGGUUCACAGGAUUAUUCUAAUAAUAUAAAUGCAUGGAAUUGUGUCAUUGAAAAACUGUAUGUUUAACAUAAAGUCAAUUUAAUAUUUUGAUUGUUAUUUUAUGAAUGGAGGAUAAUGUUUUAUACUGGUUUUCAAGUGACAGGAAUCAGUAAUAUAAAUGCAAAAACACAUUUUUUGUGAUUAUUGAUUUUAUUUACUAUUGAAGUUCAUUCAACAGGCUUAAAAGCCGCACUAGAUCUUCCUUCGACCUUUGUGUUCUUAUGUAUGGAUUUGCCAUUUUUGCUCUUGUAUCAUGAAUACUAAAAUUGAUGUCCUAUAUGAUGACACUUUGAAUGGUGGUGUUCGGUUAUGUUUUGUUUGCAAUAUGUGCUUUUACAUACUUGUUUUUUAUUUAUUAAGAGUGUGUUUUGAAAAGGAUAGUUAGUCUUAUUUUGCUUGCUCGCUUUUGUUGGAUUAUACAUGUAUGUAUAUUUAUAGAGAGUUUUAUGCAUGUUUAGGAAAAAGCCAUUUUGUGAGUUGCUAAAUAACCAGUGUGCACUGAUGGAUUUUAUUUAUAGUUAUAUGUAUUAAAGACUUGUUGCAAACUGAA
Molecule: messenger RNA, 1776 nt
Organism: Ostrea edulis (European flat oyster)
Lineage: Eukaryota; Metazoa; Mollusca; Bivalvia; Ostreida; Ostreidae
Product: 14-3-3 protein beta/alpha-B-like
Exons: 1
Coding region: 117-866 (249 amino acids)
Biological process (GO): signal transduction
Cellular component (GO): cytoplasm
Source: RefSeq, a predicted model, not a curated record